AUGGAUUCUAGAUAAUCAAAAGUAAUAGAGAAGAUUGAAAAAGCUGGCUUACUCGAGAAGCAUAACCAGCUAAUUACUUAAGGUUGCACUAAUCCCUGGUUCAAUUAUAAACUUUUGAAAGAGUAUGAUGGAAAUCUUGAUUAAGUUAUUGUAGUUUACAAUUAACAUAAAAAGAAUUAAGAUGAAUAGAGUGCUAAAGCAUUAAAAAUCAUAGAAACUAUGGGUUGGUUAAAUAAAAAUUAGGAACUUAUGGAAAAAGGGUUCAAUAAAAUUAAACAAAAUUUAAAAGCAUUACUCAGAACUGAAGGAGAUGUUGCUAAAAGCAUUGAAAAAUUAAGUAAUAAGAAAGAUCUAAAGACCGAUUAACCAAUAGAGUAAAUUAUAGAAUAACAUGGAUUCAAAGUUUAAUAUGAAAAAUUGAAAGAAAUGGGAUAUGAUAAUGAAAAGAGAAUUGUUAGAUUGUUAUUAAAAUUCAAUGGAAAUUUGGAGUAAAUUAUUGAUAAAUUAUUGAAUGGAAAAUAAGGAAAACAUAGAUAAUGUAUGAAAAGAGAAGGAAAAUGUUAAAAAGAUAAAACAUCUUAAGAAUUCUAAGAAUUUAAAUAGAAAAAGAUAGAAUUCAAAAAGAAGCUUCAUCAGCUUGAGCAAAAUGGAAUUCAUCGCCAUAAGGCAGUGAAACUUUUGGCCAUUUUGAAUGGAGACACUGAUGCUGUCAUCAAAUGGGUCAAUUAUGUUAAACCAUAAGCCAAAGCUGAAACAGAAACUUAAUAAGAACAAUAAGUUCUUACUUAAGAAUGAGUUUGAAAAAACUCAGAAAGUUAGGGAGGGAGGGUUGGAUAUAUGAUAUAUAUAUAUACAUAUAAAAAU
Messenger RNA from Paramecium sonneborni, 864 nucleotides. The record is from the annotation of a GenBank genome assembly. NCBI's taxonomy places the organism in Eukaryota, Ciliophora, Oligohymenophorea, Peniculida, Parameciidae.